Messenger RNA from Penaeus indicus, 1479 nucleotides. RefSeq lists its product as uncharacterized. The transcript is spliced from 4 exons. NCBI's taxonomy places the organism in Eukaryota, Metazoa, Arthropoda, Malacostraca, Decapoda, Penaeidae. The record is from RefSeq and is a predicted model, not a curated record. Bases 1 to 1479 code for a protein of 492 amino acids. Gene Ontology annotation, molecular function: nucleic acid binding.
AUGGACGCUACAAGCUAUACUGACCUCGAAGCCCUCACUGUUGUAUGGGCCCUCAAACACUUCAAAGAAAUCAUUUUAGGCUAUGAUAUUCAUGUCCUAACUGAUCAUCGCCCACUUAAGUAUAUCCUCACAGAUUCAAGACACGUCAAAGGUCGUCAAUCCAGAUGGGUAGACACACUCCUGGAGUUUCACCCCAAGAUUGACUACUCGCCUGGCUCAGCUAACAAGCCCCUCGAGCUCCAGGCGAAGCGACGUGACGACCCACUGUAUGUUGAUAUCUUUGCUCACCUCGAGGAUAACACUAAGCCUCUGCCGACGAACCGAAACCUCCCUAUUGAAGAACUCUACCUCCGCAAUGGCCUGCUCUUCCGGAAAUCAGCUCCCAAGAAAUUGUGUGGAUCCAAGCAAAGUCAUACGUACCACCAACUGGUCAUUCCCGAAGUCUUCGUCCCUACAGCACUCAACCUACUUUACAAUUCUCAUACUUCAGGACAUCAAGGUAUUUUCAAAACUUUGCAGUUAGCACGCUCUCACUAUUAUUUCCCCAGAUUUGGCCCACGAGUUAUCGGUCACAUCAAAAGCUGCCAGAUCUAUCCUCUCUACAAAGGUCACACUGUUGCCCCAGUGCCUGCACUCACUUACGACACACCAGAACGACCUUUCUUCAGAGUGAGUAUGGACGUUCUUUCCGGUUUCACUCCCACAGAGAACCGAAAUUGCCAUAUGGUUGUCAUGAUUGAAAGUUUCAGCCACUAUACCAAGUUCGCCCCUAUCCCUGACAAGAAUGCGAAGACAGUCGCUCAUGCCUUCUUCUCUCAUGUCAUUUGUCGCCAUGGUGCCCCUGAGCAGCUCGUACCUCAGGCAAAUGGCCUCGUCGAAAGGCUCAACAGAACGAUUCUGAACGUCCUCAGAAUCUCCAUCAACACACAAGAUAACAAGUGGGACCUGUGGAUUCCCAUCACUCAGGCUGCCAUCAACAGCACCUUCCACUCCUCCCUAGGUGACAUCCCCAACUACGUCGUGUACGGUGACGAUCGGCGAUUCACCUAUGAACUCCUGCAACAACUGCAACUUCUCCUGUCUACGGAGACGACUACCGGAAGAUCUCAAGCCUGGUAUCACUUUGACACACUCAAACUAGCCAGCACACAAUACGAGGAUAGAUUCAAUCAACAGCGUCCCUCACCAGUCUCACUCCUGCAGAUAUUGCUCCUGAUCCAAAGCUGCUACUUCGUUGCCACUGUCUUCCCCAGAUUGCGACUCCCUUGGUCUUCCACAGAUGCCUUCUGCCCAGAGAUGACUAAGACAUCCAUCCCGAGACCCGCUCAGUCAUGGGUCACUCUGCACCCGCGCCACAUAUCGCCAGCCGCAUCUUACCUUCCACCUGCGCACUAUGCCGGGACCGAGUCUCCCUGCAUCCCCGCUGUCGAGACUUCGCCCUCAGCUCAUCCACUGCAGCAGGAUCGAGGACGAUCCUGA